AAUUCGCGCAACAACCAUCACUAUUCCGGUUGGAUAACCGCGAAAAUUGCGCGUCCUGGUUUUCGCAGUUUUUAACGCUCACGUAAAUGACUGGCCAGAUUAAUCUACGGCAGUAUCAACGGCAUUUAAGCGACCCGUCAGUCCAUAGUGUAGGCGCCCGCGGGUACAUCUCGCUUUCACCCAGCUGGUCUCUUGCCACGUGCAUGGAAGUGCACGCACGUCCAAUCGAUGCACCGGUCUGAGGCGUUGAAGAAGAAGGUGAACACAAACCAGUACGUAUAUUUCGCAUCCGCGGCUUUGGUGGCAGUUGGCAUUCCGCGAGAUAGUGUCUCGUUGAAUUCGAUACCACUUGUUUUCGCGAUCGAGACCCCCCGGUGUUUCGGCUUGUCUCUUGAGCUUGCUACUCAAGAGCCAAUCUACCUCGUGACUCGCCGAUGACGUAACGCAUAAAUACACGCCACGGGAGAAUCGAACCGGUGGCUUCUACCACUUCUUCUUCUUCCUCUUCUUCUCCUCCGAGGAGGGCAGUCUUUGAAAAGCGGUGGUCUCGAGGCAGCUCCCUGAUCAGUACGGCGCGAAGAUCGUUAUCGCGGAAAGUGCAUGAAUCUCAAGCUGUCAGAUCUCGUUGCGAUCUAGUCAACGAAGAAGAGGAGAAGGAGCAGGAGGAGGAGGAGGAGAUAGCGCAGCAGGUAAGAGAGAAGGAGAAACUGCGGCAAGUCUCGAAGACGCCAUCGAGUUCUAUCCUCAGACCCGCUUUAUCCUCCGAUCGACUUGGAGAAUUCCUUACAAGGACCAAAUCGCUGCUAAUUCGUUCGACACGCUAUCCUAAGCUCGCGAGAUGUGGCGGCUGUCGAUAGUGAUCGGUAUGAUUGCGAUCGCGAAGGCUGGACCGUACGACAGGAUGAUGGUCUCGAUGAACGACAGAACAUUAUUCAUCAGAAGUCUACCCGGUGAUCCUGGGACCAGAAGCGAUCUUUACGAGGUUUACAUGGAACCGUAUUAUUUUGCAAUCGGUCUGAAGGCCGUGGUGGAGCUGAAAGCUCUCAGUGAGGAUGGUACGCCAGUAAAUGGACCCCGAGGGAUUCUAAUGUUAGAACAGCAUCCGGAAGGGGUCAAGGUCACGGGCACAAUCACGGGAUUAAAUCCGGGCUUGCACGGAUUUCACGUGCACGAGAAAGGAGAUCUGACGAAGGGUUGCAAUUCGGCCGGACCGCAUUUCAAUCCGUACAUGGUGAAUCACGGAGCACCGAGCGAUCCAUUGCGUCACGUCGGCGAUCUCGGUAAUAUCGAGGUCGGACAGGAUGGAGUGGCGCAUAUCAAUGGCAUAGAUCACUACUUGAGCCUAGUGGGUGUUCGUGGGGCGAUCGGUAGAGCUCUGGUGAUCCACGAGAAACCCGACGAUCUCGGUCGCGGCGGUACCGAGGAGAGUCUCAAGACCGGGUCAGCGGGUGCCCGCGUUGCUUGCGGUGUCAUCGGAUUUUUGUAAAGGGACUUUUUUAAACAAUGCAUAAUCAAACUUGAUUAUUGCAUGCAUUGUUCAUUAAAGGCUGUCGUACUUAAAAUUUACGUAAAAUGAUACUGCGUAAUACGCAGCAUCUUCGAAUAAUGUACUUGUAUAGUGAACGAGACGAUAUAUUUCUUAUUGAAAAUUAAAAUCUCUUUUUUGCUCUCAAAAUUUAACUGGAUGCUAUUUUCUUUAUUAUUAUUCUAUAAAUGUUUAAACAUUUUUAUUAAACUAUUUCUUUUUAUAUUUCAGAUAUCGAAAAUCUUUUAAAAUAAAUUAUUAUAUGUAUAUUUUAUUUUUCCAUAUUGUUUCUUGUUAGCUAAAUUUAUGUAUAAGUUUGUGAGUGUACUAGUGCAUUUUAAUACACAUUCAAUUAACUAAAAGAAAUAUCGUCUACUGCCAUUUUGUUCGCUAUUAAUUUAAUUACAUUCAUUUGUAUCGGUCAAUAAAUUAUAAAUAUAUAACCGGGAGUGUAUAUCG
This is a messenger RNA of Cataglyphis hispanica, 1984 nucleotides long. Its product is annotated as superoxide dismutase [Cu-Zn]-like. Bases 839 to 1486 code for a protein of 215 amino acids. Lineage: Eukaryota; Metazoa; Arthropoda; Insecta; Hymenoptera; Formicidae. The record is from RefSeq and is a predicted model, not a curated record. The transcript has 3 exons. Gene Ontology annotation, biological process: removal of superoxide radicals. Gene Ontology annotation, molecular function: copper ion binding; superoxide dismutase activity.